This is a messenger RNA of Pipistrellus kuhlii (Kuhl's pipistrelle), 3523 nucleotides long. It is a transcript of the gene NSUN7, whose product is annotated as NOP2/Sun RNA methyltransferase family member 7. Lineage: Eukaryota; Metazoa; Chordata; Mammalia; Chiroptera; Vespertilionidae. Bases 1 to 2172 code for a protein of 723 amino acids. The record is from RefSeq and is a predicted model, not a curated record. Gene Ontology annotation, molecular function: methyltransferase activity. The transcript is spliced from 11 exons.
AUGCUGGAGCCCGGCGAGCUGCAGGUCCCCGGCGGCGGCAUCCCCGAGGAGCUCUCGCAGCUCGCCCGCCUGGCCCUGUCCGGCGACGAAGCCUCCGGCGAGCAGGACGCGAGCGGGGCUCCCGACAAGACUGGCUUCCCGGACCCCGUGUACGUGAUGGCGGCGAACAUCUUCCAGGGCAUCCGGAUCGAAACGUCGCCCGAGAAGCUCCUGAUAAAGUACGGGAGCGAGCCCCUGCGGCCCGCGGCCGGCGAGUCCGAGGAUGAGUCCCUCCAGCAUCUGGCCUACGAGCUGGCCUUCAGCACCCUCAAGUAUCAAGGUAUUUUGGAAACUAUAUUAAUAGAUAGCAGCAUCUUCCCAAGUACUACAAUACCAGAUCAUUUGAGCAGUUUAAUUAUUGUGAUGCUGUAUGAUUUCCAAGAUAGAAAAUUUCAAGCUCGUCUCUUUACUGAUAACCAACAGUGCAUAGUGGAAGUUCAAGAAGUAGAGAACCUUCUUAACAGUUUUAAGACAAAAUUGGCUGCGGCAUUGGCAAGAUAUCGAAUCAAACAUGAUGCCCUUUCCAUUUACCACAUUCUUCCAGAAACUGUUAGGAACCAGGAGCGAAGGGCCUCCACUUUGCCACUUUAUGCUUGGAUAAAUGCUUUAAAAAUUAGACCUGAAGAAGUUUAUCAUAGUUUGAAGAAAAGAGGCUACACUAAAGUCAAUACUAUAUUGAAUAUUGGUGGAAAAGUCUUUGCUGUGGACCAGCAUUGCUAUGAUGUCUUAAUUUUUCCAUCUUAUCUUAAAAGUGAUCUUCUAAAUAUAGAUCUCUUCAAAGAUCAUAAACUCAUAUUUCAGGACAAAUCUCGAAGUCUUGCUGUCCAUUCUGUAAAGGCUUUAUUAAAUGUGGAUGAUGAUAUCUUAAUGGUCAAUACAGGUUCAUGGUACACAGUUGCCCAUAUGUCAAACUUAAUAAGUAAAAACUCAAAAAUAUUUGUGUGUGGAGUACAAGCACAAGCUAAGCAUCCUGACCUGAAGAAACUUUUCACAAAAAUGGGAUGUAAAAAUAUUGAAAUACUUCCUGAAUCAUUUCUGAACAUUGAAUGGAAAGAUAAUAGAUUACAGAAAGUUAAAGUGAUUCUCCUGCUACCUCGUUGUUCAGGACUGGGGAUUAGUAAUCCAGUAGAAUUUAUUUUAAAUGAGCAUGAAGAUACAGAUUUACUUAAAGAUUUCUCUCAAGGAGGCACAUCAGAAGAAAAACUUCGUUUUCUUGCUCAACAGCAAUAUGAACAGCUAGCACAUGCAAUGAAAUUUACGAAAGCUCAAGCAGUUGUUUACUGCACAUGUUCAGUGUAUCCAGAAGAAAACGAAGUUGUUGUUAAGAAAGCACUGGAAUUUCAAGACCCUGGGACCAAAAUACAACCUUAUAGGCUUAGCCCUCCCGUCCUUCCACUGUGUGCCCGAAGGGAAAUACAUUCGUCUGCUGAUAAAUUCUUCAGAAUGGAGCCAUCUGAAAUUACCAACGGUUGUUUUCUUUCUGUUCUAACAAGGGAGCGGGACCCGUCGGAGACGGUGUCUGUGAAAGACGUUUUGGCCCGUGCUGCAGCAAAGGGUCUCCUGGAGGGAAUUGAGUUGGGUAAAUCUUCAAAACGGGAAAAGAAGAAAAAAUCAAAAACAGCAUUGCCCAAAGCUCCCACUACUGACAGUAAAGGCAUUCAAACGAAAAUUGCUGAGUUCCUGAACCGAGAAACUAAUGCAAAUGCUAAGCGGCCACUACAGCCAACUACAGCAAAAAUAUCUCCUCUACAAAAAAGUACAAUUCCAGUGGCUUCUUCCUUACAGGUCAGAAAACCCACCAAGCCUGCCGCCAGUCCCUUGGUGCCUGCAUUUAUGAAGAACCCAUCCCUCCCCAGACCCUACGAACGUCCCUCAAAUCUCGUAAGACCUCGCCCGGAAGACAAGAUGGUUGUACUGAAACCCGUAGAGAUUGUUUUGCCUCCAGUGAUGUUCCCAUUAUCGCCUCCCCCCGGAAUCAGACCUCAUAUACCAACUCAACAUUUUUACUAUGGUUGGUUUGCUCCCAAAACUACUAUGCCCGGCUACCAUUCCACACCGAUACCCAGAAAAGCGGAAAAGCCUAAAGGAAACUUACCUUCUUCUCUACGCAGACAUCGUCGACCAUGGCUUUGACUGUCUUGUAUGUGUGGUGGUGUUUUUCUACAGGGUUUUUCUUUUUUUUAAGCCUGAUAUUUCUCUGAAUGUUAGAUAUCCCUACACAAGAUACUCAUCCUUUCAGUCAUUAGUAUCUUCUACAUGUGAUAUUACCUUUAAGGGAAUUAAGACAAAUGAGACAACAUGGUCCUGUAGGUGGUUAAGCAAAACAAAACUCCAAGAGAUUUCACCAUCUCAGUGCCGAUCUGUCCUACAAUGGCCACGUGUAGACCCAGCAGCUGUUAGAACUUGUCUCCCUCUUACUUUCAGUGGGGACCUCGGACACCACUUUGAAAAGAAAGCUACAACAGUUUUUCCUGGAGGGAAACACUGCCUUUUCACAGGCUCUUUUCCUAACUUAAUUUUUGAGGCCAUUUAUUAGAAAGCGCAGGUGUGGAAAAGACGCUGGCCCCUCACCGACUUUAGAUUGCUCUUCAGUGUCUAGUCAGUCAUAGUCCAACAUUUUUAGUCACAACCAAGGUUCACUUUUUCUUAAAUAUCAGAACAUCCAUCAAGUCGGGGCUGACGUGAGUUUUGAUGGAGGUUGUCUGAGUAGGAAGGACAGGAAGCUCCGAAGUCCCAGGUGUGGGUAGUUCAGAUGUCCAGUUAGAGUGAGCACUAGUUCUCAUGGGAAGAGCUUCCAGGAUAUUGAGCAGAUGGGACAUAAUCAGCCCUCCCUUCUAUGUAUGCCAAAUAAGAUUGUAAAAAAGUGACUAUAAGCUAAUUUCCAUCUAAGUAGUAACAAUUCUGAGGAAGAGGCAAAUUGUUAAAUACAAGUGACACCUAUUGUUGAAGAAACCUAUAACAAUUUGAUUUUAUUCAAAGAUCAAAUAUUGAAAUCUGAGUCAUGUCAAAUGGCACACAGUAAUCAAAUUUUGGUAAAUCAUUUCUGAUGCACAAUGAAAAUAUAGCAGUAUGUUAAUUAUAUUAAAAAUCAAUUAAUCUUGACUAUAUGAUCAAUUGUCUACCAAGAAUUGGUAUGAUUAUCAUUUCUGGGUCUAUCGAUUUUUCCCCCUAUCAUGGCAAAAGAAAUUGCUUGACAUUAAGUGGAAUAAAUGACACCUACAAAUCCUAUUGUUCAAAAAGUGUUCAUAGACACAUUCAUAAAGUUUGAAUUUAAAGUUCUAUUUUCAGAAUCCAGUUGUGUUGAACAGUGUUAUGUAAAUUUCUGAAUAUUCCAAUUUAAGAGGCAUGAUUUUAUAGAAUAUAACCACUUCCAGAUGAAUGUUUAGAUCUGUUUCAACUCUAAUGCUCUAGUCUUUAUUUUCUCACUUGAAGUGAGGAUAAAAAAUGGUGAAUAUCAUUUUAGCAGUAACUUAUUUUUAUUUUA